AUGGACAUUGAGGAUCAAAUAAAAAACUUGACCGAAGAAGGAACUAAAGCUUUAAAUUUAGGAGAGUUUGAAAAGGCUAUUGAAAAGUUUAGUGAAGUUUCUGAACUUUCUACUAUAAUUUAUGGAAAUGUUUCUGAAGAGUAUGCAAAAGCUCUAUAUAAUUACGGGCGUGCAUUACUUGAAAAUGCAAUGGUGCAAAAUAAAGUACUUGCAAAUGAUGCACUUGAACAACAAUCUAAAAAUGAUACUAUUACAGAUGAUCUUCUACAACAACAACCAAACACUUCUCAUCUUUACUUUGAAGGUGAACCUGAUUUCUCUGAUGGAAAUGACGAAGUCGAUGUUGUUAACCUUGUUGAAGAAAUAGAUUACACAAAUGCACAAGCAAUAACUGAAACAAUAGCUGAAACAACUAUUUCAAAUGAUGAUCAAAGUGACGAUGAUUUGACAUUAGCGUGGCAAAUUUUGGAAUUAGCAAGAAUCACUUAUUUAAAAAUUGAUUCAAAAGAUAAAGAAAAAAAAUUAAUUCUUGGUGAAAUAUACAUUAAAUUGGGCGAUGUAUCUCUUGAGUCUGAAAAUUUAGAUCAAGCUGCAAUUGAUUAUCAAGAAGGUGUGAAAAUCAAAUCAGAAUUUUUACCAGAAGAUAACCAAUUGCUACCUGACCGAAGUCGACUUGAAUCCGCCAUAGAUUAUGUUCAAAAGGCAAUAAUUGUUUUACAAAAUCGUAAAAAAAAUCUUAAAUCACAAUUAAUCGCUUUGCAAGAAAAAGUCGGCAAAGGAAAGCAAGUGGCUACAACUGAUGAUGAAGAUAGUUCGAUCAUUGAAGAUGAAAUAAAAGAGAUUGAUGAAUUAUUGGUUGAAAUGGAAACUAAACUUGAAGACCUUAAAACAGUGAAAUCUUCAAAUGAUGAACUUAAAUUAAAUCCAAUUGAUAUGACGAUGGAUGAAUAUGUAAAAUCACAACAAUCUAUAAUAACUGCUCCAAAAUCAACAACAACACCCAACAUUAAUUCAUUAUCAUCAUCAACUAUUAUAAAUGAUUUGACACCACUUAUUAAGAAAAAAUCUACGACCACCACCACCGCCAUUAAUGAUGAUAGUAAAAACAACGAAUUUAAUCAGGAAAAGAAAAGAACACUUGAAUCAGAUAAUGAUAAUAAUAAUAGUGAAGAUGUUAAAAAAUCAAAAACAUCUAAUGUGGAAUAA
Molecule: messenger RNA, 1206 nt
Organism: Entrophospora sp. SA101
Lineage: Eukaryota; Fungi; Glomeromycota; Glomeromycetes; Entrophosporales; Entrophosporaceae
Source: the annotation of a GenBank genome assembly